Molecule: messenger RNA, 566 nt
Organism: Geodia barretti
Lineage: Eukaryota; Metazoa; Porifera; Demospongiae; Tetractinellida; Geodiidae
Source: the annotation of a GenBank genome assembly
CCACCUGCAAAAAGAGAAAACACAAUCACACAGAUACAUACAUAUCCACACAACAACCUUAGGCGUGUAUGUAGCUACAGCGCACGCGUUGAGCGGGUAGGUGGGGUUGGCAUAUAGCCUACGCGUUUGACCUACGACCUCAGCCUAGACACGUGCGUUCCGGAGUCUCGACGAUUACUGGAGAGCUAGCUGGGAUCGGUAGCAGAGACCUGCAAACAGCCAGCCAGUAGGGAGGUGCAAAGAGUCAGACGCAGGAUAAAGAACUGAGCAUGGAUGACAUGUCCAAUCCAACAGCCGUGGGAGCCACAGCCAAUGCUGCCCCAGUACAAGCAGAUGGGGAGAAGAAAAAUGCCGCCGAGCCAGCUCGGAAGAAAGACAAGGGUGGGCCUGAGCUGCUGAGGAAGGAACGCCAGGGGAAAGAUGGUGUGAAGAAACGUCAUGGGAAAGAUGGCGAGAACGAACCAAUUGGGGUUGCAGGCCAACGUCAGAAGGGGCCAGCUGGAAAUAGCAGUCCAGAUGGAGCACGAGUCAAUCCAAUGAAGAUAGCAUGCGCCCAUGAAGGGAUG